This is a messenger RNA of Necator americanus (New World hookworm), 273 nucleotides long. RefSeq lists its product as uncharacterized. The record is from RefSeq and is a predicted model, not a curated record. The coding region runs from base 1 to 273 and encodes 90 amino acids. The transcript has a single exon. Lineage: Eukaryota; Metazoa; Nematoda; Chromadorea; Rhabditida; Ancylostomatidae.
AUGAGAUUAGCUCCUAAACUCAAGACGAUGGCCGCGCAACCAUUACGCGUAAUUCGCAUAAUGGCCACAUACUUAGUCCGUCCGCCACGCACUGAGCGACCACAUAAGUCGCACAACAAACGGCACGCACUCCGGAAUAACAACUGCAGAACACCUCAACUGGAACCUUACAGUGGAGCUACACAGGAGAAGAAGACUUUACUUUCGAAGGAAGAUUUCACAGUACAUUCAAAGCAGCCAGAAGACCUACUCAUCGAAUUCCUCCUGCGAUGA